Messenger RNA from Nicotiana attenuata, 1763 nucleotides. RefSeq lists its product as uncharacterized. Lineage: Eukaryota; Viridiplantae; Streptophyta; Magnoliopsida; Solanales; Solanaceae. The record is from RefSeq and is a predicted model, not a curated record. Bases 849 to 1502 code for a protein of 217 amino acids. The transcript has 7 exons.
CCCACGCACCCCUCAACUCUCUUCCCUCUCCCCCCUCCCCCUCUCCCCCAAAAAACGAAAGAGUACGUAUCUUAUGUUUUAGAACUAUACAAUAACUUACAGUUACAGAGCACAUAGCUAACAUCUCACAAAUUGGACUCUACGAAGAAUCAGAAUUUGUUUUCCUCUCUGAAAACCUAGGGUUUUUUCUCCUUCUCAACAAGGUUGAGAUGAAUCCAUCAAAAUCUCAGAAGUUUGAAAUGGAAUCAACUUCGAAGUCUGUUAAGCAUUCAUACGUUGCACCUGGCGCCUUAGCAAGGGGACGAGGGCAAAGCUUCAAAAUUUUGGGCUCGGUAAGAGUAAAUGCUGAACAGAGACUCCCGAUUGGCAAAAGUAAAAAUUGUAAUGCAGCAGUUUCUUAUCUGAACGAGCUAGCUCAGAAUAAGAGUCUUGCACCUCCUGGUUUUGAUCCAGUAGAAGAUGAUGUUUCCCUCCCGCAAGAAGUUGAAGUGAUGCAAGACACUCAGAGAAACGAAAUAAGUAAUUCACUGUUUCAAAUUGUAAUAUAUAUUUUUUUUGUUAUUGCAGUGGCACUUUUUUAUUGUUUGACUUAAAUUUGAAAUUAACUGGUCCAUGUGAAUCUGAAAAGGCAAAAAAAGUGAGAGGAAAGAACAGGUGUAAAAAUGUUCUUGGACUCAAAGUUGGAGAAAAGUUGAGCGUCACUUUCUACCACAAUCAAGUUGUUGGGAAGAAUUCAACCUCAUUUGUCAGACACUUAGGUUUAUUAGUUCGUGACCGUAAUAUGUGCCCAUUGCGGGUACACUCAUGGGCGGGCAUCGAAGAAUAUAAGCUGGACCAUAUGUGCGAAGAUGUUACUGUUAUGGAACAAUUGGAGAGGAUCGCUGCACAUGAUUGUGAAGUCUAAGCCAUUGCGCGAUGUUCUAAAGGAUGUGCCAGAGGGGGUCGACAAGAGUGAUUGGGAAUGGUUGGUCAAGGAGCACUUCUUAUCUGAAAAGUUUAAGGAAAGAAGUACGAGAAACUCAGUGAAUAGGUCUAAGUUGAAUGUGCCUCAUCGUACGGGUAGCAAGCCUAUCAGAGAGAUUAUUUAUGAGCUGGGAGGCAAAGAUGGUAAUCCACCAGAUAUGUCUACUAUUUUCUUUGAGACUCAUAAGAAGGACGAUAAGCUUGUCGAACCUGAAACCAAUGAAAAAUAUACUGAAAUUCAAGAAUUGGUACAAUCCGAGCCGUCUCUUACAAACAUUGAGGUUGUAGAAAGGUGCUUUGGACCUCAAUGCAAGAGCAAUGUGGUUGGAUUUGGGGGUGGGAUAACCGCUAAGGAGUUAAAGGGCGGUAAGUCCUCUAAGGCUGCACUGUUGGAUGAGUUGAAUGCAACUCGAAAAGAAAAUCUAUCACUAAAAAGACGCCUGGAUAACUUGGAGAAUACAGUUGCACAACUUGCAAGCACAUACUCUGGCCAGCCUUCAUCAACACCAUCUUCAACUGAACCAGAUACAGGCAUUUGAAAGAUUAAAAAGUUGAAGAAUGAAGAUGUCAUUGAAGAAAGUACAAAGCAAAUUGAUGCAUACUAGAUUUUAUAGCUUUCUUAGUGGUUGUGUAGGGAUGUUGGCAUUUGUACACAUGUUGAAAUUUCAUUUUCUCUCUUUCCGGAAUUGAUAGUGAGAAAGUCAUACAGUUUAGAUUUGGGUAUAUAUUCUAGUAAUGUGUUGUUUUACUAGUUCUUUCUAAUUGACAGAUUAAUUUUAUGUGAAUACAUGUUUUAUUUA